AUGUCCCCUUCUGAAUCACUACAAGUAUCUCCAACACCAACUUCUUCUUCUUCAUCUUCUUCAUCUUCUUCUUCUUCUUCUUCUCUGGUUCCGGCGCUAUUCGUCAUCGGCGACUCUUCCGUCGACUGCGGCACCAACAACUUCCUCGGAACUUUCGCCCGUGCCGACCGUCUUCCCUACGGACGAGACUUCGACACCCACCAACCCACCGGCCGUUUCUGCAAUGGAAGAAUCCCUGUUGACUAUCUUGCUCUGCGUCUUGGGCUCCCAUUUGUGCCGAGCUAUCUGGGGCAGACAGGGAGUGUUGAGGAUAUGAUUCAUGGUGUGAAUUAUGCAUCUGCUGGUGCUGGAAUCAUUUUCUCAAGUGGGUCAGAAUUAGGUCAACACAUCUCUUUUACGCAGCAAAUUCAGCAAGUUAUUGAUACCUUUCAGCAGUUUACACUGAGCAUGGGCGACGAAGCAGCAGUAGAACUAAUUUCCAACUCAGUAUUUUACAUUUCCAUAGGAACCAAUGACUACAUACACUACUAUCUCCGCAAUGUGUCCAACGUGCAAUCCAUGUACCUGCCAUGGAGCUUCAACCAGUUUCUAGCAAGCACAAUGAAGCAGGAGGUUCAGAACUUGUACAAUGCAAAUGUCAGGAAAGUAGUGAUAAUGGGACUGGCUCCAAUCGGAUGCGCCCCUUAUUACUUGUGGAGAUAUCGGAGUGAGAAUGGGGAGUGUGUCCAGAUGAUAAAUGACAUGAUAAUGGAGUUCAACUUCUUGAUGAGAUAUAUGGUUGAGGAGCUUGCUCAGGAGCUCAGUGAUGCUGUUGUUAUCUUCUGUGAUGCAUUUGAAGCGUCCAUGGACAUAAUCAAGAACAAUGAACUUUAUGGUUUCGAUGUCGCUACAGAUGCUUGCUGCGGAUUAGGCAAGUAUAAGGGUUGGAUUAUGUGCAUUUCGCCGGAGAUGGCUUGCAGUAAUGCUUCAGAUCAUAUAUGGUGGGACCAAUUCCAUCCAACUGAUGCAGUGAAUGCAAUCUUAGCAGACAAUGUAUGGUCAAGCCUGCACACAGAAAUGUGCUAUCCCAUGAACUUGCAGGACAUGAUAGCUAAGAAGACCAAUUGA
Molecule: messenger RNA, 1107 nt
Organism: Diospyros lotus (date-plum)
Lineage: Eukaryota; Viridiplantae; Streptophyta; Magnoliopsida; Ericales; Ebenaceae
Product: GDSL esterase/lipase At5g08460-like
Exons: 5
Coding region: 1-1107 (368 amino acids)
Molecular function (GO): hydrolase activity, acting on ester bonds
Source: RefSeq, a predicted model, not a curated record